UACAGCUGCAGCUACAUAUAUGGCCCUACUUACUUGGCUCUUCUUCCAUAUAUAUACGUCCAUUGCACCGGCGGCGGCUGCUACAAAGUCGGAGCUCGGAACACUCUUCCUCUUUUGUGCACAGCUCUUGUCUGUCUUCGCCGGUGCUUGCUUUGGUCGCUUUGUGCGAUUCGCUGCUGCUGUGAUUGAUUGUUCAUCCAUCUUCAUAGAGAGUUCGUUUGCAAUUGCAUGGGGUGUGUCUACUCCAAGGGGUCCAAACGACCUCCGGGAUAUGUGGAUCCCAAUAUCUUGGCUAAAGAGACUACGUUUUCUGUCAAUGAAGUGGAGGCCCUCUAUGAGCUCUACAAGAAGAUAAGCUAUUCCAUAAUCAAAGAUGGCCUAAUUCACAAGGAGGAGUUCCAGCUUGCUCUCUUCAGGAACAGCAACAAGAAGAAUCUUUUCGCCGAUCGGAUAUUUGAUCUGUUUGAUCUGAAGCGCAAUGGAGUGAUUGAUUUUGAGGAGUUCGUUCAGUCCCUCAGCAUUUUCCACCCAGAUACGCCGAUGGCAGAAAAGAUCGCCUUUGCAUUUCGGCUAUAUGAUCUGAGAGGUACUGGAUUCAUUGAACGCGAAGAGUUGAAGGAAAUGGUGCUGGCCAUCCUGAAUGAAUCAGAAUUACUUCUUUCUGACGACGCUGUCGAACAAAUUGUUGAUCAGACUUUCAAGCAAGCAGACAUGAACGAUGACGGGAAGAUAGAUCCUGAUGAAUGGAAGGUGUUCGCAAGUAAAAAUCCAGCUCUUCUAAAGAACAUGACGCUACCAUAUCUAAAGGACAUAACCAUGGCGUUUCCCAGCUUUGUUCUCAACUCUGGAGCUAGUGAUGAAGAGUUGUAGCACCCCCAUGCUCUCCAUAUAUUUCUCAGUGUGGGCAUGGGCAAUGGCCAAGCUGCAGCUGGGAAGGAACACUGGUCACUCAGUUGACUCAGGUUUCAGACAAACAGCAGCAGCGGCAACCUCCUGAAGGUGCAGGCACUACGUAUCAGUGAUUUGAAGGGUGAGAAUAGGAAUACCAGUGUGGCAACCUAGAGACAACGCACUGAAGGAUGCAACCAAGCUACUGUAUCUUUGGAAGCAGGUGGUUCACUUGAGGGCAUGGUUGUAAGGGACAGAAUGAUGAGUGCUAGGCCUUCCUCUUUCUUGAUUUCUCUUUAAUUCAUGAGGCUGUAAACUGGUAUAUGUGAAGUGGAUGAUUACUAACUGAUGAUGCUGCAGCACCAGCUUGUAACCACCUGUAAGCACUGGAGUCCCAUGGUCAACUUCUGUUGACUUGUAAAAGGAUGUAUAUUUUCAACUCACGUUUUCUGCAGAAUAGUAUGGACAACAGUUAUGAAUGUACUUAUUUAGAAA
Messenger RNA from Sorghum bicolor (sorghum), 1383 nucleotides. RefSeq names its product calcineurin B-like protein 7. Gene Ontology annotation, biological process: calcium-mediated signaling. The coding region runs from base 229 to 870 and encodes 213 amino acids. The record is from RefSeq and is a predicted model, not a curated record. The transcript is spliced from 9 exons. NCBI's taxonomy places the organism in Eukaryota, Viridiplantae, Streptophyta, Magnoliopsida, Poales, Poaceae. Gene Ontology annotation, molecular function: calcium ion binding; kinase binding.